GCGUGUCAAGGUGGACGAGAUCGGUACUCUUCUUUCGUUUGUAUGAAUACUAUGAAUAAUGCCAAACUCACUCUUCUUAUCACUCGCAAUUCUGAGAUUCUCGUUCCUUUCUGAGAACUUUGGCUCGUUUUCCAGUCGUUCCAAACAAACAAAAUGUCGUCGUCGGCUCAGGUGCAGGCGACCGAGACGCCUGGGCGGCUGUUUCUGAGCGCGUAUGCCCAGCAUGUGAUUCUCGAGUCGCUCGAGGACGAGAGCCGCACGGAGCGGUACCAGAGCAAGCUGAGCGAGCUCAUUGCGACGCUCAAGCGACUCGUCUCGCUGCUCGACCGCAUGGCACUCUUCAGCGACAACGAGGACCUCGAGGACAUCCACACGGUCGACUUGCGCCUGCUGGUCGUGCGGCCGAUGCUGGCCGACGCGCUCCUGCGAACCAACCCCAAUAAUAAUGCCACUACUACUGCGCCUGUGCCUGCAGCGACAGCUGGCUCGGGCUCGUCGCCGCAGCAGGCACGGCUGAGCAUCAUUGACGCUGCGUCACAGCACUUUGUGACAUUCCUAGAGACGUGCGAGCUGCUGGGACUGCUCAAGGACUCGGACAUUGCAGUGCUUGCGUCGCGCGGCGCAGACGUCCCUGGAGACGCUCAAGCCAAGCGUGCCGCCAAGAUUGCAACGUACAAGCGUGAGAAGGAAGCCAAGACAAAGUUUGCAGAGCUGUUGCUGAGGACGGCAGGAACGUCGUCGCUCUCCAAGGCAGCCGCCGGCAAGUUGCCCGACACGACCGACGCCGACGCUGAUGCUGCUGCCGCUGCUCCUGGCGCAUCGGGGCUGGACGAAGACACAGAGCGCGACAUGACGCUGGGGCUGGUCGAGCUGUGGAUUUUGAAGGCAUGCGAGCAGCUCGCGUUUGCACGGCAGGAGACUCAGCUGAUCCAGUUUGCAAUCAACUCGAAAGCACAAGCCGGAGAUCAAGACUCGCGAGUCAGGCAAAACGCCGGAGGAUCCUCUUCGGAUGCAGCAGCAUCUGCAUCGGCGGCCGUAAGAAAACCCCUCAAACCGUUCACAAUCACGCGCGAAAUGAUCCGAAGAAACCUUCUCGGGCAUGGCUACUCCAAUCUACCAACAAUGUCCGUGGAGCAGUUUAUGGAGCUUGAAAUUGCGCGAGGCAACUUCCUGACAGGUGGCGGCAAUGAGGAGGAGUCCAAGCAAAACCAAAUCGAUCAAAAGAUCCUCGAAGAGGAGAGCAACGAAGAAAGCGACAAGGCGACAUACAAGGCUCGCGAUUGGGACGAGUUUACUGACGCGUUACAACAAGUCUUAAGUGGGUGGCGACUGUGCACUUCACUUGGAUUUAGAAUACUCCGAGUCAUGCUGGAGUGUUCUCGGAUGUACAAUAGUCGGGUUCAAACUUUUUGGUGGGACGGUUGUGUAUUCUCAGCAUUUCCCUCCUUAAAUACAAUCAAUUCAACA
Capsaspora owczarzaki ATCC 30864 is the source of this 1467-nucleotide messenger RNA. The record is from the annotation of a RefSeq genome assembly. Lineage: Eukaryota; Filasterea; Ministeriida; Capsasporidae.